GUGUAGUUCGAAGCGAACCGAAACCAUUUGUUUGCCAAUCUACCAACACUCGCCAUCGUAGCAACCCCCGGGGAAAGCGAAAUGGAUUUUACUGGAAAAAUCGUAAUCAUUACGGGCGCCAGUUCCGGCAUUGGUGCGGCGACGGCCAAAUAUCUGACCGGGCUUGGUGCCACCUGCGUUCUGGCGGCUCGCAGCGAAGAAAACCUCAAGUCCGUCCAGCGGGAAUGCAUUGCCGUCGGUAAGGUGGAACCAUUUCUCGUCGUUACGGACGUUACGCGGCGCGAGGACUGUGAGAAGCUGCUCCGAUUGACCAUCGCCAAGUACGGGCGGGUGGAUGUGCUGGUAAACAAUGCCGGUAAGGGGGCGGGUGGUAGCAUUGAGGUCGCCGAUCUGGAACAAUUCGAUGACAUCCUCAACACGAACCUACGCUCGGUGUUUACGCUGACAAAGCUGGCCGUACCGCAUCUGAUCGCGUCCCGGGGUAACGUGGUGAACGUGUCGAGCGUUGCCGGUACGAACUCGUUCCCGAAUGCGCUUUCCUAUUGCGUCUCGAAGGCGGCCCUCGAUCAGUUUACUCGCUGCACCGCGCUCGAUCUCGCUCCGAAAGGUGUUCGGGUAAAUUCCGUCAAUCCUGCGGUCAUCGUGACGGAGUUCCACAAAACGCUCGGUAUGGACGAGACGGCCUAUGCCGCCUACCUGAAGCACUGCGAAUCGACGCAUCCGCUCGGGCGCGUCGGUAAUGCGGACGAGGUGGCCGCAUCGAUCGCAUUUCUGGCCUGUGACAAGACGGCCAGCUUCACCACCGGUACCUGCCUGUGCGUGGACGGUGGCAAGCAUAUUCUAACGCCACGAUAAAUGCGCUCUAGCGGAGCUCCAGAGUAGCCAGAGUAGCCAGAGUCCAGAGCGUGUCCAGUAACGAGUCAAUAAAGUCCGCGAAGACUUGCCGAGUCGGGAAUCGA
Anopheles darlingi is the source of this 959-nucleotide messenger RNA. Its product is annotated as 3-oxoacyl-[acyl-carrier-protein] reductase FabG-like. The transcript is spliced from 2 exons. Gene Ontology annotation, molecular function: oxidoreductase activity. The record is from RefSeq and is a predicted model, not a curated record. NCBI's taxonomy places the organism in Eukaryota, Metazoa, Arthropoda, Insecta, Diptera, Culicidae. Bases 82 to 855 code for a protein of 257 amino acids.